Messenger RNA from Parnassius mnemosyne (clouded apollo), 1011 nucleotides. The record is from the annotation of a GenBank genome assembly. Lineage: Eukaryota; Metazoa; Arthropoda; Insecta; Lepidoptera; Papilionidae.
AUGGAUGAUCUCUGGAAGGAUAAUAACAAUUUAUACAAAGUUCUUUGUUUCUUUAUAACGGAAAAUGAGAAACUGUUUGAUAGGAGUGACGCGCGAUUGUACUGGAAAACGGUUUUCCAUACUUUUUCCAUCAUACUCCAUGUUUAUAUUACCGCCGUCGCUUCAUGUUUUGAAUUGGAAAAUAACCCUGAUGUGGAAAUACAGUCUCUGCACACCUACAGGGCAGGUUAUAUUACCGGCUGGAAUUUCGCGUUUCAAACUAUAUUCCUCACGCUCUCGCUGGUACAUGACAUCUUAGAGUGGCUCAACAAGCAUGAAUACAGCCUGGCGUCCAGGUUACGCUACUGGCGUGACGUAAUAUUUUCUGGACUUGUUGUACCCUUUACACUGUUCGUCUCUUCCAUGUUCUGGUGCGUGUACGCGGUAGAUCGUGAGUUGGUCUUUCCGAAGGCCUAUGACGAUGUGGUGCCUUGGUGGUUUAACCAUUGCGUCCACACCAAUAUUUCUGUUGUGGUCCUGAUUGAAACCUUGCUGCAGGCCAGGAGAAGACCCAGAGAUUUCAAACGGGAAAUUACAUUCGUCAUUGUCAUCGAUAUUUUAUAUGCGAUUGUGUACUACUCGAUUUACUUCUUUACUCACAGAUGGCUGUACAGAGUCUUCGGUGUAAUGACUUGGUGGCAAGUUUGCUUAUACCAAUUGCUAAUUUGGCUGUCAUCCUUCGUCUUCUACUUUAUUCAGUUCCCUAUAAACAGGCUGAUUCAUGGCGGUGAUGAUGAAUCUGAAAAAGUAAGUACAGGAAUCAUCCAACCAGCCACAGAUAUAGUGACCACAGUCAAUACUCAAGUUGGCGAAGAUGAAACGACUAUGAACGGAGUCAAAGAUGAUGAAAACAAUGAUGUAAACGGAGUAAACAAAGGCAAUACAGAUUUGAAAAUUCCACCUUUCUCGACCAAAUCUUGGAGCUUAAAGUAUAGAUCGAUAAGAAGUCAAUUCGAGAACUCGCAUUUGUGA